AUGCGGCGACAUCAUGGGAGGGCACUGUCCCCAUACCACGGUCGGACCGCCUCCCCACCAUCCGCUGAGGUAUCCUUAGUCCGCAGCUUUGACUCCCAAGUCAAUCCAUCACAACCCGUCAGACAAUCUCCUUUGGCAAUGUCUCAAAUACAGGGCAUGCCUCUAGAUUUGAUCGAACGAAUUCGCUCCUUCCCUCUGUUCCAGACCACUUCCCAGAGCUUUCUCGCCGACAUUGGUCUCCUUCUCAAACCUCAAUUACACAACACCAAUGAAUAUAUCAUUACUGAAGGCGAUGACGCAAAGGCUAUGUAUUGGCUGGUUCGAGGUGCCGUAGCCGUCACGUCGCGUGAUGGUGAAAGCACAUUUGCAGAAUUGAAACCCGGUGCUUUUUUCGGAGAGAUCGGUAUUCUUAUGGAACGUCCACGCACGGCAACCGUGGUGGCUCGCUCCAGGUGUAUGGUUUUGGUCCUGAAGAAGGAGGACCUACAAACAAUCCUACCAAAGUAUCCAGAUGUUGAGCGAUCGAUCCGUGAGGAGGCUCUGGAGCGUUUGACCCAGCUGGAAAAGAAAAAGAGACAGGUCCUUCUGGGAACCGAAGAUCUUUCCCCACCUGAGCGGCGAGGCUCUAAGCGCGCCCGAAAUGCCUUCGGUGAGGAUGUUGACAUGGAAGACGGCUCCAACGCUACAGUUUCAUCAAAGAGACGAAAAUCCCCCAGCCCGGGGACGGCGGAAGUCUCAACCGCAAGUGCAUUAGGUCAUGGACUGGUCAAUAUCAGAGCAACGUUGAAAGAGCUGCCUUUAUUCGCCUCUCUUCCUUCCGAAAUGCUUCAUUUUCUCGGACUUAGCGCCCAGCCAAGAAGCUUCACUCCAUUUUCAGAUAUUGUCAAACAGGACACUCGGGGUAGAGAAAUCUACUUCAUCGUCCGUGGCGAGGUCGAAGUCAUUGAUGAGAAACACGUUUCCAGCCCGAGAGGGCGACAGGGUGGUGUUCCAAAUGGCUUACCGAAAACACCACACGUGAAAGCACGACUUAGACCAGGGCAAUAUUUCGGAGAGGUGGUCAGUCUUUCACUUGCUGAUCGGAGAACGGCCACUGUUCGCUCCGUAACUCAGGUCGAAUGCCUUAUGAUUUCAGAGAAUGUCCUUGCGGAUUUUUGGCGUCGCUGCCCACCUGAUAUUUCACGGCAGAUUGAGGCGACGGCGAAAGAGAGGUUAAAAACAGCUUCCGACAACGACGUGAUCAUGAAUGGGCCUGAUACAGCUCCUACCAUUGAAACUUUAGCAAUUGGUGAUCAGGAUACUAUUCCGAGAAAAGGCGCUCAUGGACCCAGGGUCACAUUCACUGAAGCUGUUGCCCCCGAGUCGAUCUUGCCUAGCCAGCCCGAUGAGCCAAGCACCCUGGAACCUUCUGAUCCCGAUCCAUUUCUGAGUCAAGGCUUAGAGAAAGUCAAAUCUCGCUCAAGGAGAGGAUCUUUGGCUCCCCCACCGCCAGAUGAACCCUUAAAGGAUAUGAAGCGGCGAUCCCCCAGAUCGUCACCUAUAACGACAGCAAGUCCAAGCCCUCGGAGUUCAGCUUCCGGCACCCCUUCACCUAUUGCCGAACAUAAAGGAUUGGGCUUUCCGUUUGUAGACCCGUUCUCCCCUGGAGGAAGACCGAGGCCCAUAUCAAGAUCAAGUCGUGGACUAAAUCGAGGCACGAUACCGGAGAAAUUGCUACCCUUGAUACUUGAACAUCUUGAGCUUCAUGAACUCAUGCGACUACAGGCAGUUUCUCUACAUUGGCAAAAUGUUCUCACUAAUGCUCCGAAUCUCCUUCACAAGCUGGACCUAUCCAAAUAUAAUCGCAAGGUCACUGACGAUUUGCUGGUCAAUCGCAUAUGCCCUUUUGUGGGUCAGCGCCCUCUGUAUGUUGACAUCAGCAACUGUUUUCAUGUAACCGACGAAGGUUUCGCUGCACUUGUGAGUACAUGUGGCAGCAACGUCGAAACAUGGCGAAUGAAAAGUGUUUGGGAUGUUACCGCUCCAGCCAUACUGGAAAUGUCCAAUCGGGCAAAAAAUCUGAAAGAGGUGGACCUCAGUAAUUGCCGCAAAGUCAGUGAUACACUUCUGGCGAGAAUAGUGGGCUGGGUGGCGACUGGACAUCAACAGCCACAGACUACGAGAUAUAAAGCCUUCGGACAGCGUCCGGUACUCAAUACCAAGAUUACCAACACCGCUCCACCAGCUGCUGGUACUGUCUUUGGCUGCCCGUCGUUGAAGACUAUCACACUAAGCUACUGCAAGCAUAUCACGGAUCGAACAAUGGCUCACAUCGCCACUCAUGCCAAGGAACGUGUUGAAACCAUUGAUUUAACUCGAUGUACAACAAUUACCGAUGCAGGAUUUCAAUAUUGGGGCAACGUCAAGUUCCCACGCCUCAAGAAGCUCUGUCUGGCUGACUGCACUUAUCUGAGUGAUCAGAGUAUUGUGUGGUUGGUCAAUGGAGCUGGCAGUGGGUUGAGGCAUCUGGACUUGUCUUUUUGUUGUGCUCUUUCAGAUACUGCAACGGAGGUUCUUGCACUAGGCUGUCCAAAUCUGACCCACCUCAACAUGUCCUUCUGUGGAAGUGCAGUGUCCGAUCCGAGUUUACGAUCUAUCGGUCUACAUCUGACCAAACUUAAAGAGCUCGCCGUACGAGGAUGUGUCCGUGUCACCGGCCUUGGUGUCCAAAGCAUUGUCGAGGGGUGUCAGAAACUCAAACUGCUCGACGUAAGUCAGUGCAAAAAUUUGCAGCCUUGGCUUGUGUCCGGUGGUGUCGAACGAUAUCGCUCAGUGGGCCGUGACAUUAAUUUCAUUGUCGUGAGCGUUGGUACCAAAUUGGUGAGAUGA
Molecule: messenger RNA, 2868 nt
Organism: Exophiala bonariae
Lineage: Eukaryota; Fungi; Ascomycota; Eurotiomycetes; Chaetothyriales; Herpotrichiellaceae
Exons: 2
Coding region: 1-2868 (955 amino acids)
Molecular function (GO): protein-containing complex binding; protein binding
Source: RefSeq, a predicted model, not a curated record